Molecule: messenger RNA, 1938 nt
Organism: Spodoptera frugiperda (fall armyworm)
Lineage: Eukaryota; Metazoa; Arthropoda; Insecta; Lepidoptera; Noctuidae
Product: nascent polypeptide-associated complex subunit alpha, muscle-specific form-like
Exons: 2
Coding region: 1-1938 (645 amino acids)
Source: RefSeq, a predicted model, not a curated record
AUGCCGCACGGAGGCCGCGAGCAGUCGCCGCGCUCCUCCAAGCUCGGCCCGGCGGGGAGGGGGAGGAUAUUCAAAAACUCCCGCCUGCGCCCCACCGAGUCGCGUAACCUGACGGUGGCAGUACAACAGUUUGCCACCUUUGCUGCCACCACGCCGACCCCAUCGGCCACCGGUGGUGCGGGGGAGGAAUUCUUCCCCCCGCCCCCCUCCAUACCCGACACCCCGGCGUCGCCCUCGCCUCCGCUGCGCACGGCCCCACCUGCGUGGCCGACCGCGACGCCGGAACCGAUGGACGUGGUGCCGACCACCGUCAUUCGUGACGCCGGUGUGACACACCCGCCGUCCGCAAUACCGCGGCCGACUCCACGGCCGCAUACUGACACCGAUGCGGCGCAACCUGCCGCCACCGCAGCCGCCGCUCCACGCGCCCCCGCUCCUCGCGCCCCCGCUCCUCGCGCCCCCGCCCCCGUACCAGCUGCGGGACAGAAGCAGAGGAAGCCGCAGCCCACCACGGCCCCGCCGCGCCCCCAACGGCCUCUCAAGAAGCCGACUGCGGUGGCGCCGGCUGCGCCCAUGCGCACAGCGCCCCCUAGCGUCGCGCCCCCACGCGCCACGCCUGCAUACCGCGCGCCCCCGGACAAUAUAGCGCCGGGGCGCUUCCCCUCACCGCCACAGAUGCCGGCGUUCAUUCUGCCGCUGCACGGCGCUGCGCCCGCAGCCACGUACGCAGCCGCCGCCGCCGCUACCACCACCGGAACGCCCGCCCCAGCCGCGCCCCCGUCGCCGAAGCCGCGCUCACCCACGGCACCGUGCGCCCCCCCGCCCAAGAAGACGCGCUACCCGCCGCUCAUAGUGGAGAAGCUCCCCAACUGGGUCGAGCACUUCACGGCCCUGAAGCGGCGGCUCGGACACGCGCCCAACGCGCGCCCCUUUGGAAAGGGGGUGCGCUUCACGCCCCGCUCCGACGAGGAGUACCGGGCAAUCCAGGCAUACCUGGCGGACUUGGAGAAGAGCCAGGGAGUUGCCUGGUUCUCCUACUCCCUCCCCGCGGAGCGGAGUGUCAAGGUGGCCAUCAGAGGGCUACCGGUGGACACCCCGACUGAGGACAUCAUGGAGGCGCUGCGAGACGCCGGCUACGGCGCGGAAUACGUCCGCCCCAUCCGCGCGCGCCAGGGACGACCUGGGUGUUUAUAUUACGCCCAGGUAGCGCGCGCAGACAACACCAUCCCGGGCAUAUACGGGGUAACAGAGCUACUCUGUAUGCCCGGGAUUAAGAUCGAGGCGUGGCGCGGGAAAAAGGGCCCUGCGCAGUGCCACCGCUGCCAACAAUUCCGGCACUCCAGCCAUAAUUGUCACCGACCAAUGGCCUGUGUGCGGUGCGGCGAAGAGCACCCGGCCAGCGAGUGCCCCCGCCCUAAGGAGGAGCCGCCCACCUGCGCGAAUUGCGGCGGCGCACACACGGCGAACAACACGUCGUGUCCUGUGUUCCGCCGCGAGACGCGCAACCCGAGGGCGGGCACUGUGGCGCGCACAGCCGCCGCCCCCACCGCCAAACCAGCAGCCGCACAGCCAAGGGGCGAACACAACGCCCCUGGCUCUCUAAUGGCCGCGGCAAACGAGCCGGGAGGCGAGCGACGCAAGAGGCGCAGGCGCAAGAAGGCGCCCCCGCCAACCGCCGCCGCCCCCAGGCCCGCUGCUGCCCCCGCCGGCGCCCCCCGCGCCCCCGCUGCCGCCCCUGCCGCUGCUCCCACCGGCGCCACCCGCGCCCCCGCUGCCACCACUACCACUGCCACCUCCGCUACCACCGCUGCGCGCCCGGCGAGGCGCACGGCUGCGCCACGGCCGGCAACACAGCCGACCCCUGCGCAGUCCGCCCGCACACUCACCAUCAACGACGUCGUCCGGAUCCUGCAGGAGAUCACGCAAUCAAGUCUCUGA